AUGUCGCAAACGGCAGGUGUAAAGCCCAUGACCAUUGUUGGUCGAGUGGCAUCUGAAAGAGAAAGAUGUCUAGGAAUGACUGAUGCUGAAAGGGCUUGGCGUAAGCAAUGGUUAAAAGACCAAGUUUUAGCUCCUAACGAGCCUGUUUAUGUUGAAGAAUAUUGGAAAGAGCGUAUUAACCCUAUUCGUCGUUUUUACCGUAAGCCUUUGGAUGUUAUAUACAACGCUCUUACACCAGUGCUGGGAGCUCAGCGUGCCGCAGAUUAUAGAUAUAUCACUGGAAAACUUGGAAUUAUUGCUUUUGGAAUAUUGGGUGUACAUUAUUACUUUAAAUACAACGGUAAUAACUGGACUAAGAAAGGAGGUUGGAGGGUGUCAAAAACAAAGCCAAUGGUCCUGCCAGGGCAGCCUGGAUUUCCAUUUAAAUCGGAACGCACUCUUGACUCUGAUUAUGCUAACAGAGGAUUUAAAUCAUCCCCUAUUUAA
Messenger RNA from Parnassius mnemosyne (clouded apollo), 486 nucleotides. Lineage: Eukaryota; Metazoa; Arthropoda; Insecta; Lepidoptera; Papilionidae. The record is from the annotation of a GenBank genome assembly.